Musca domestica (house fly) is the source of this 544-nucleotide messenger RNA. RefSeq lists its product as uncharacterized. The coding region runs from base 55 to 498 and encodes 147 amino acids. Lineage: Eukaryota; Metazoa; Arthropoda; Insecta; Diptera; Muscidae. The transcript has 2 exons. The record is from RefSeq and is a predicted model, not a curated record.
AAAUUCAACAGUUUUAAGUUUAUAGCGGAACCGAAUAGAAUUGAAAACAAAAAUAUGGUUACAAUAAAUCCCAUAGCAAUUCUAAUUGUAUUGGCUCUAGUUUGUUCCACACAGGCGGAAUUCUCAUUGAAAGCCACUUCAGUGGACACCAGAAAACAAACUUCCCUGAAACUAUUAUCAACGGAAGUUAUCGAAUCGGGAAAGACUCUAUACAGUUAUGUGUGUACAGCGGGUGAAAAUAUGAUACGACCAAUUGGUUGUUAUGCAACAAGUUCAAAUGACUGGCCAACUGACCAGAAUUUAGAAUUAACUGCCAGCUGUGACACAUGUUCCCAGGGCAAGAGCAUACAAUAUGUUGAGACCCUGUUUGUAGUGUCGACGCCAAAUGUGGCCUGUAGCAUUACGUCGCGCAGUAUGCGCAGCCCUUAUGUCGAAAUUAAAGUCAAUGUUCGGGGCACGGCAGCCUUGAAUUACACGUCAUUAUUUUACACAAAUUAAAUAAAUUAGACUCAAAAUCCAAGAAUAUAGGAAAAUAUAUAACAAA